AUGUUGGCGAGCUGCCUUCCCAUGGAAAUCAAUCCGUCAAGGCCCAUAAGAAGUAUAUUGAAAUGGGGCGAGUUAGCAUUAGAAACAUUUGAUUAUAUGGCUGAGAUUUCAGGGUCCCUCUCGCUGGGGGCGAGUGGGGUCGACCCCGUUCCCCGCUACGGCCUGGCCAACGACCCGUCUAAUUGCGGCGUCGGAAUGAAGAUCGACGAGGCGCGCUAUUGGCCGCGACGCGACGUCGACUUAUGGGGGGAAAGCGUCGGAAAAACGGUGGAGCAAGGGCGCCUUUCUCGCAUUGUGUUUUAUUAUGUUGGGCGCGGAAAAUCUAAAACAUGGCGGGAGGAUUGGACCCUGUUAUGCUAUGCAGACGCGCAGGGCCGUCGCAGGUUCCAUGGGGCCUUCACCGGCGGCUUCUCGGCCGGGUUCUUCAAUACGGUGGGGUCGCUGGAAGGUUGGACCCCCAGCGAAUUCAAGAGUACUCGGCAGGAGAAGGCUCGCGGCGUGUCGCAGAAGCCCGAGGACUUCAUGGACGAUGAGGACUUGGGGGAGUACGGUAUCGCCCCGCAAGUGGUCAGGGCUACCAAGGAUUAUUCUACUUCAAAGAAAAGGAGGAAGCAGGUAUUUUCAGAAGGUCCAAUUCCUGGCCAACCUGUCCUAGAAACAUUACUAACAAGCGGUAACGAAACAGUCGGUUACCUCCUUCUCAAGAACAUAGGCCUCAAAGAAAAAAUCGAAAAACACCUAGACGAAGUCAACUCUGCAAGCAAAACGUACGGCUGUCAAAUGCCUGUUCAAUAUAAAAUCCCGACAAAAAUCGAAAACAAACAAUACCAGAUCCCCGACAUUUACAGGGAGUGUCUAGAAAAACCGAAAUCAAACACUUUCGGCUUGGACUACAAAGGACUGGACAGAUCGCAUGUGAAUCUUUUCAGAAGCUCAAACUUGGUGGUGACCGACAGGAACAACAAGAAAUUUUCGAUCGGAGGACAAGCUUUUGGAGUUGGGGCUUUUGAAGAGGAUGACGAUGACAUUUACAUGAGGGAAGACAUGAGCAAUUAUGAUCAUGAGUUGAUCAAGGAAAAGUGUUCUACUAGUAGCGAUGCCAAGCACGGCGAUUUGGUGUUCGGGAUGUUUGAAACUGAAGAAGUUGACAGGGCUAGUAUCAAUCCUAAUAUAAGAGCAAAAUACUUGGGGGAAGAGACACCAGAAGUUUACACGCAGUCCCAACCAAUUCAGAAAAAAGAAGUACCGACAAACACGCACAAGAAUCCUGAAGGAAAUAAGCCUGCAAAUGCCUUCAGUGUAUUGUCUCUCAUGUCCGAUAGGUUCGUGUCCGCAUCCCAGAAGGAAGACGUGACCGACAUCUUGGAACUGGUGGAGAAAAGCGAGACCACUCACGGCACCAAGGACAUGCGUGAGGCGGCCAGGAUGAAGAUGUUCGGCCGGUUGACAAGAGUGACCUUGGAUUGGCGGCCGUGUUCGUGUCUCUGCAAGAGGUUCAACGUGCCGGAACCGUUCAUGGAUAGACCAGAGGAAAAAAAUAGGAAGAGAACUAAAAACCUAAUUUUCGAAAACCAGAAACAUGUGUAA
Phaedon cochleariae (mustard beetle) is the source of this 1587-nucleotide messenger RNA. Lineage: Eukaryota; Metazoa; Arthropoda; Insecta; Coleoptera; Chrysomelidae. The record is from the annotation of a GenBank genome assembly.